AUGGCGAAGCAACUACCUCAAUGGCUACACUCAUAUCUCAUUGAAUUCGAUAACAAACGAAGAACAACAAGAGAAAAUGCCUUAAAUUCACUUGUCAAUGCUCUAAUUUCAAGCCCUAAACACGAAUUUGUCGAGGGCAAUCACAUCACAAUUUGUCACAAUUGUCUUACUCGUCUUACUUCUAAGAAAAAGGGCUCCAAUAAAUUUUCGAAGUCCGAAAUUUGCCAAUCUGUUCGUGCUAUUUCACUCUUAGUGAUUAACCUUGUUCAUCAAGAUGCUGCACACCAGGUGUUCGAUGAAUGUCUUUCCGUUCUUUCUGAUGCAUUAGUCAACUUUAAAUCUCAUGAAAUUGAUGUGAUUUUAGAGGUAUUAUGGUGUUUUGGGAUUGUGGGUUUUUUAGGGUCUUGCAAUUCAAUGGAAAUUGAAAAGAUUAUGCUACUGAUUUGGGAUUUUUUAAACCCUAAUAAUAAUAAUAAUAAUAAUCUUGAAUCUUCAGUUUUGGGUGCUGCAAUUGAUACUUGGGUAUUUUUACUUUCUGGGGUUCAAAGACAGAAUUUGAGUAUGAAGUUUUGGAAAAAGGGUAUUUCUUAUUUUUCAGAAUUAUUGAUGAAAAGAAAAGAUUGUGGUAAUAUUGAUAAUGAUAAUGAGGAUGUUGUUUUGGCUGCUACAAAUGCAUUGGGUUUAAUCUUUCAUAUUGAUGUGAUCCACAAAUUUUCUGACAAAUCCAAGGAAGGGGAAGAUUACUCAUCAUUGAAAGAAGAAAUUUUUGAGAAAAUAAAAAGAAAUUUAGAUGGUAUGAAAUUCUGUAAUUUGUCACAAAUCAUACAAGUUAAGUUCAUGAAAAAGAUUCUGGGGAAGGAGGGUCUUAGGAAUCAUAUGGAUAAUAACGAAAACUUUCAUCGAUUAUUCGAGCCAUUGUCGAAUAACAAGGGCAAGAAAGCUGCUGAUAAUGUGGUAGAUGAUGCACCAGAAAGAGAGGAGGUUGUGCACAAGUAUUUUCAGCAUAAAUUUAAGAGUCUAAAUGCUGAAAGUGAUGAACUUUUGACUUAUGUUAGUGAGAAGGAGAAGAAAGUGAAACAUAGACUAGGGAAAUCAGCUAAUUCUUCAUUGAAUAAGGCCAGGACUUUACUGCUCAAUAAGCAAAGAAAAGCUGUGAACCAAUUUUCAAUUGAAAGUGAGCUCUAUGAUUAA
This is a messenger RNA of Amaranthus tricolor (Joseph's coat), 1191 nucleotides long. RefSeq lists its product as uncharacterized. The transcript has a single exon. The record is from RefSeq and is a predicted model, not a curated record. Lineage: Eukaryota; Viridiplantae; Streptophyta; Magnoliopsida; Caryophyllales; Amaranthaceae. The coding region runs from base 1 to 1191 and encodes 396 amino acids.